Molecule: messenger RNA, 3488 nt
Organism: Ornithodoros turicata
Lineage: Eukaryota; Metazoa; Arthropoda; Arachnida; Ixodida; Argasidae
Product: neprilysin-1-like
Exons: 2
Coding region: 14-3295 (1093 amino acids)
Biological process (GO): protein processing
Cellular component (GO): plasma membrane
Molecular function (GO): metalloendopeptidase activity
Source: RefSeq, a predicted model, not a curated record
CAUUCCAAUCUGUAUGGCAUUGUCAGAGAAGACAUCUACGUUAGUCCCCGCUGAAACAAGGAUGAAAAUAACAGGUAGGCAACGUCCUAUUUCUAUGGCUUUCGAUGAGAAUGUAGUAUCAAGGCAUGGACGCGAAACAAAAACGCCACAACUGAAGGAUCGUAGCCGACGUCGAAGCUCAGACAGUGGUACUUCAACUUGCGACACUGCUACUCAUGGACGGAAGACCUGUCCAGUUAUCCAGACUCUCAGAAGACAUACGAGUCCGUUUCCCGGCGGUCUUAGACAAUCCAAAAAAGAUAUCUUGCACGCUUACUGGAGGAAACAGGGUGACAUCACACAAGAGAAAACCACUGUCUCAGACAAGUACGCCCAUGAAGACGCAGAUGUACCUAGUGUGAAGAAGAAGAGAGGGUUCGUACCAUCAGCCUUUUACGCUUUUAGUCGUGACAAAGGAGAAACUGUCGGACCAUCUCCCAUUCCAAACAAACGAACCAAAGCAAGGGCCUCUCCUCUAGAUGUCAAUCCCGAUUCCACCGAAGGAACCUGGCGCCUAACGUGGGUCAGCAAGAAGACUGCCAUUAAUGCGCCAUCAUGUACACCACGGCCCCCGUUUCCUGGAGGAACAACGGCGUCUGGAAACAAACGUGGAACCUUCGGAGGACAUGACGUGACUACUGUAACUUCUCGGUUUCCCAAAGAAGCUAAAAACCAUAAUCACUUACAGAAGUACGCUACGAAGCCACCGCAUUUUGAAGGCAGCAUCCUUGAUCGGACGUGGAGUGUCAUUCCGGAACCCAGUUCAUCAGAGAAGCACGUGCCACGCCCCGCGUCCCCAAUGACUGCAGCAGGUCGCGGUGCGGUAACCUACUUGGUAGGUGGUUCAGAUACGUACACGUGGAACCUAAGAGGUGCGAAACGGAACCAUGGGACCGAGUCUGUCACUGGAUUACGCGUUACCACAGUUCCUGCACAAACGUCUGUCGCUGCUACUCCGCUGACGCCAGUUCACCUUUUCCUCACCAAAGAAGGGGCCGUGUGCCAACUUUUUCUCUGUACGAUGAUUGUCAUUGGCGCCAUGAUAUUAACGUACUACGCUAUGAUAGCUCCUCCCAUUAAAGAACCAUUACCUGGACCAGUGAAUCGACAAGCUAAGCACGCCGACACUACGUUCAUCCACGUGCAAAACAUUACUGAGACACCCCGUACAUCUGUUGGCACCAUUAUAACGCAUCAAGCUACCAGUACAGGAGCAGUGUCCACUAAGAAAACGCUCGACGUAUGUUGGGCACCUGCCUGCCAGAAUGAGGGUGCGUACAUCAACCACCUCCUUUUGAAAGAUAAAGAUCCCUGCGAUGAUUUCUACCUAUACGUAUGUGGCCGCUGGAAGAGCAGGUUUUCUGACACCGAUGCCGAAGUGUCUAUAUCCUCGGAUGAUGACCUAUCCUUAAUGCUAGAAAAUGAUGUCCGUGAGCUGCUGAGGUCCAGCCUUCCACACAGUGAAUUCCAGUUGCUUUCGCCGCUCAGAGACUUCCUCGGUGCGUGCGAAGCUUUGAAGCACGAUGACAAGAGCGUAGAGGCGCUGCUGGAGCUCCUGUCCACGGUGUCGCUUGCUGGAUUUCCGUACAUGCUACCUGUUGACACUCCGGUUUCAGUCUGGAAAGUCGCCGCCAAAGUCCUAAAAAUGUCCAGCGCAUCCGUCCUCGUGAGCAUAGGAGUGUCUUCCCAUCCUUUCGACUCCAAGAAGAGCAUCCUAGCCAUCGACCUUCCAGACUCUCUUCUUGGUCCUCCAGUGGGCACACUCAAAAACGGCAAGAUGAUACAGGCGUACCACAAUAUCAUCUGGACUUGCAUUAACGUCACCAAGAAGCAAUUCGUCCCCAAUCUGCAUGUUGACCGCAUGGUAGACUUCGCUCUGCAGAUCGAAGCGCUAGCCGUCAGCAAGAACACAGGCAGACAUCGCAUAGUCGCGCUGGACGACGUUCCGGGUGUUGCAGAGUUCGUCAGCGAAGUCUUAUCGGAACAAGUGGACAGGAGCGCUCAGGUGUUGCUCCGAGCUCCCGAAUACGUGAAAGGAUUAGAAACGCUGGUAGGGCAGUUCAGUCCUUACACUAUCCUGGACUUCCUGGGUGUGCAUGUCUUGUCGAAAGUUGCUCAUCUCGUUCCCGCGUUAGGCGACGACCUCGCGAUGGUUUCCGUAUCACACCUGUUCGGAAGACCGCGGCACGUUCCACGAUGGCGCGUUUGCCUUCGUCUGGCAGACCUUGCGCUUCGGUACCUGGUCUUGCACGUGACAAAGUUAGCGGGACAUUCCUCCUCGCUUAGGCCUUUUACGGCAAAUGCCUUUCUGAACACAAUUCGCAAAGUUGUCACGCAGGGUUUACACAAUCUGCCAUUUAUGGACAAUCUCACGCUCAUCUUGGGGAAGAAGAUUCUGUCCGAAACUCGAUUUCAAGCGUUUGCCCCGCCUUGGGUGAGCGACAGGGCUAGCCUGGCGAACUACUUGGCUAAACUACCCGAUAUGAGGGCAACACAUCCGCUUUGGUCUUUCUCUAUGGCCCACACCCUGUCGUUGUCAGAAAGCCUCCAACUGUCGUCCGCGGAGACCUGGAGCGGGUCCGCUUUCAAGGCUCGCUGCUGGUACGACCUUCAACGGAAGACCAUCUUCAUCCCCACCCUUACGUUUGACUUCUUGUCUCCGAUCAGCGAACACAUUCAAACCCUCCCACUCGCCCGUGCUGGGUACCGCAUCACUGCCUGCGUCCUGGAUAUGCUCAUCAACGGCAUCUCUUCACACUACAGCCACGAAGUUUCUGUUCGAAGCUGGUGGACUGACGAGUCGAAAGCGUCCUUUAUGGCAUCCAUGAAUUGUUUAAGAGAAGCGAAUCCUCCGGUCAGCAUUGCGUCGUUUUUUGUAGGGGAAGCAGCGUUCAGACUCAUCUUGACGCUCCACGCGAACUUGAACCCCGAAGAAUCCGGGACAAGGACGGAUAUUCGCCUUCCUGGACUUGAAGACUUCAGUUCUGAACACUUAUUUAUCGUUUACUUGGUUACCGGCUUCUGCCAAACUGCUCCGAACCAGAUGAAUAAAGUGGGGGAAGCGCUACUCGACGCAUUAGAGCUGCGCGCUGUACAGGACAAGGUUUCGGGACUCCUCAACCUAACGUUGUCGAGUACGAAGCCAUUUAGAGAUUCCUUCGGCUGCAAGACGAAGCAAAACACCACGCUGUUGGGGAAAUGUUCUCUCUGGGCGGAACGCACACAAGUGUUACGACCAGGUUCCAUUACAUCAUGAUAUGUUUGGAGAAGUCGUGCACGGCAAGGAGUCCGCAGAGCCACAGAACAAUGGAAUGGAAUAACAGCCAAGUUUAUUUUUAUUAUCGGCACAUUACAAUAUAGCAAUUUUUACUGGUCUGUUCUGUGUGUUUCCCUAAGUCUUAAUAGAAUUAUUAAAUAUGAAUUACAUAAACUAGUCUUCUACUUCACUG